AUGUCUACUAUUCCAUUGCAUCAAAAUUGCAGUAACUCUAAAGAACAUGUCAUCUCUGAGCAAGAUAAAGAAAUUUUGAAAUUAAUUGAUAGCUUUUUCCUUAAGUCAUGUCUUCUGAUAUGUUCCAAGGAACUAUCCUCAUCCAAUACUCUAAGAGAAUACUGGAAUUUGUCUGAAAGUUGGUUUGAAAUUAUGAAUAAUUAUCAAAUAUAUGAUCUUCCCAAUAAUAUUCAAACUUGGUUGCAUUUCGAUGGAAAAUCUGUUUUACCCCCUUUAGUUAUUGAAAUAUACCUCGAUUUAAGAAAUUUGCCUGAAAGCUUUCUUCUUAGAUUGAUGGAUAGAGAUGGAAAUCUGUGGAGUGUGUGUAAAGGUACAAAAAAGACUGAGGUGGUCCUUGAACGGUGGUUGUUGGAAUUAGAUAAUACCACAGUCGACAAUGAAAAUAUUACAGAAGAUGGUGAUAAUCUGCUAAAUAAUCAAAUCACUUUAUUACUUCGGUAUUUGCAUACACUGAUUCAGUUACUACCUAUUAAUUCUUUGAUAAAGUCAAUUAAUAAUCAAUAUUUAUCCAUAGGUUCUAGAAUUAUCGAUGGUUCCAAACCAAUAUUAUCAAGGGGAAGAAUAGGAUUGAGUAAGCCAAUACUAACAACAUAUUCCAACAAGAUCAAUGAAACAAAUAUCCCAGCGCAUUUGGAACAGAAAAAGAUUACUCCUAUUUGGACUAAAUAUGGACUAUUAAGAGUGUCUGUGUCUUAUAGAAAAGAAUGCAAAUUUCAAUUACAAAACUUGUUUGUUUCUGAGGACAAUGAGUUGAAACAAAAUCAAUCGCAGAAGGGCAAAUUUCCUACAGGUGUUAGUCCUACAUUACAUACAAUCAGUAAUCAAGAACUACAACAAUCAACAUCCAUAUCACCCAGUAUAAGACCGAUAUUUGGAGUUCCAGGAACAUCUUUGGAACAACAACAAUUAUCUACUUCAAAAAAACAUGGAGGAAUUACAAGACAGGUUCAACCAUUUAAGGUUGGCUCUUUGAAUAGUUUAGUAUACGAGAAAAGUACUAGUCAAAUUCCAAGCAGAAACCCGUCUGUCUCAUCCGUAUAUGCUAAUGCAUCUGCAAGACGCUCAAGUAUUGGAUCUAAUUUUGCCAACAAUAAUAUAAUCAGUACAAAUGCUAUUAAUAAUAACAAUAAUAAUAAUUUGUUGGGGAAUCAUUCAGAUAGUAUUGUUUCAAGCAAUUUCGUACCAAGAGCAGAUACCGGCAGCAUUGAAAGCAAUUCUAAAUUUCUUUCAUCUUUUAGUAACAUUCGGCGUCAUUCUUCAAUAAAUAGAAAUAUUGAAAAUCUCAAUAGUAUCGAUAGAGCACUUCGGUUAGAUGAGGGUACAAUUUUAAAAGAUAAAGGAAACACUAAAAAACCAAAUUUGCUUGAUAAUACGUUUUUUCAAAAUACUAGUCAUGAUGACCUAUUAGCUUUUGUUAAGUUGCUUGACUCUAAGCCAGAAAUAAAAAUAAAAAAUAAGUUCUCAAAUCAUGCUGAGGAUGAUAACAUAUCACAAUCUCUAUUUCGAUACCAAAAUUUAAAGGUCAGUAAUAAUUUAUUAAGUGAAGACUUAUCUAUGAGUUACAUCUUGUCGCACAAUAGAGAUGCUAAUAAAGUCGAUAAUGCUUCUAGUUUGAUUGCUGAAGGACAAGAAAGACAUGAGGGGCAAUUACAAUCUGUGUCGCCAAUCACCAAAACAUUCUCUUACUCUAUGUCUCCAUAUCAUCAGGAUAACACCAAAUAUUUCAAUGUUCAUCAAAAUGAGUUUAGUGCAAGCGCCGUAAGCAGUCGCAAGAACUCCUUAAAUAAAAGUCAACAGUCUAUUUUACCACCAAUAUAUGGUGGAGAAAGUAUAUCCUAUCAUGAAGUAGAAAAAACAAUGGAACCUCAUGAAAUGCAAGUGUCUAACGCGACUACACAGCUUCAAACACAAGAAUAUGAACGUGGUAGAAGUCAAAGUGGUGUUAUAUAUAAGAAGGUUGAUCCUAGGCUGCGGCUGAACCAAUCACCUAAAUCUUUAGGAAGUUUGGAGAAGUCAAUUCAACUCAGUGAUUCGCACAAUAGGGAUAGAUUGGUAUAUAAUCAGAACUAUUAUAUCUCACAGCCAAUAUUAAUGUCAACACCAGCGCAUGCUAAAUUACACAAACCAAGUAUUCAAUCGACUGAUAUUUUGGAAGAUGAGGAGAGAAAGAUACAUGAUAUGAAUUCAUCUAAAAUAACCAGAGAUACACACAAGUUAAAAGAAAAAAGAAAUUAUCUAGAAAAUGCAACAAGUCCAGAUAUGGAAAUUGAUAAUGAGGUAGAUGAUGAAGAAUUGAUGUUUUUUAUGAGUGAUAUGAAUAAUGAAUCAGACUGUUAA
Molecule: messenger RNA, 2397 nt
Organism: Arxiozyma heterogenica
Lineage: Eukaryota; Fungi; Ascomycota; Saccharomycetes; Saccharomycetales; Saccharomycetaceae
Gene: ATG13
Product: serine/threonine protein kinase regulatory subunit ATG13
Exons: 1
Coding region: 1-2397 (798 amino acids)
Biological process (GO): protein localization to phagophore assembly site; piecemeal microautophagy of the nucleus; mitophagy
Cellular component (GO): Atg1/ULK1 kinase complex; cytosol; phagophore assembly site
Source: RefSeq, a predicted model, not a curated record